Linum tenue is the source of this 1921-nucleotide messenger RNA. NCBI's taxonomy places the organism in Eukaryota, Viridiplantae, Streptophyta, Magnoliopsida, Malpighiales, Linaceae. The record is from the annotation of a GenBank genome assembly.
CUGAAAGAAAGAAAAAGGAAAAAAGGAGCCGAGGAAACCGAGAGAGAUUCAUAAAGAGGAAAGGGCGGCCGAAUCCCAGCUAGUGGCCGCUACAUCCUUUUGCGCCCUCCCGGCGCCGCCAUCGCCGCCGCCUCCGCUCCUGCUCCUCCGCCGAUUUUUCCGAUAGCCAAAAAAUCGACAGAGAAUUGAGAGAGGGAGUAUCUGGAGAAGAAAUUGACUGAUAGAGACCGUAAACAAAAACGGUGGAGGAGGAGAAUCUGUGUUCCGCCGCCGUACCGGAGCCGCCGCUGCUCGGUGUCCUCACUCAUUUCUAAGAGAGUAAACCGGUCUGUCGUCGGGAAGGGAGAAUUCGCCAGAAGGAGAGCUGCCUCUACGUCCCGCUGCCGUCCUUUACUAACAAGAGUAGUAUUGCCGGUUUCUCCGUCAGUUCGUGGUUCAUUUCUUCCGUCGUCGCCGGUAUCCUAACUCUCCGAACCUCGGGUUCAGCAGCGAUGGAUUCAUCACCGCGACAGCAAAGCAGCAAACAAGAGGAUGAAAGACCUGCGGCAGGUGGAGUCGGAUCUGAUGCCAUCUCAGGUUUAAGCAACAAUGGCAGGAAAAUCACUCGUCACGAUGUCAAGAUGGUCCAGAAUUUGAUAGAGAGGUGUCUGCAACUGUAUAUGAAUAAGAACGAUGUGGUGAAUACACUCUUGGAGCAGGCUAGAAUCGAGCCUGGGUUUACAAGCCUAGUAUGGCAGAAACUGGAAAAAGAAAAUGUGGAAUUUUUCAAGGCCUACAACGUGAGGCUAACCCUGAAAGAACAAAUCGAUCGGUUCAACCAGUUACUCGUGCAUCAAUGCCAGCUAAUGCACUACCCUGCUUCCCAGGAUUUUCCAUCUCAUCAGAAUGGGGAUGCCCAAGUGCCUGUUACUGGUUUACCCGCAGAACCUAGCUUCUUGCAGCAGCAGUCUGGGGUUCCAUCAACGUGUCAUUCCCAGAUGCGUCAAGUGAGCAGUGUGUCUGACUGCCAAGUGGUGAACGGUUUCCCUGCUUCAGGAAGUUUCCACCAAUUGCACCUGAAUGCUGAUAGAGAGGCGAUAGUGGACGGACAUUCAACGGUAACAACACUCCCCAUCAAUCGUUCGCUUGAGUCUGAGGUGGGGGGAGGCCCUGCAUCCAAUGGCCGAUUCUCGCUCGGUGCAGUUGAGAUGGCUGGAUUCUCAAAUCUGGAUUAUCUGCCACCGAACUCGUCAUACGCAGCACAUAUGGACAUGAUGCCUCCUCAUUUGCAAGAUGGUGCUGACGGCGGGUGUGAUUAUCGCGGGAUGCCUGUCCAUUCGUUCCCACAUAUCCCCUGGAACUUGAGCUUCCCGGAUCUGGGUGCGGACUUGGCAAGUAUUGGAGAUCACGGUCAAAUGGAGAACUACUCGGGCUCAGAUAUACUCCUGGAUUCAGCAGAGGAAGAAAAUGACAUGGUUAAAGAGUUCUUCGUGGAUUCGGUUCCUCCGUCGAGCCCUCAAAUCGAAGAGAAACCUGACGUCGGGGCACUAUAGAAUGCAGCAGUGUUAACAGUAGGCAGCAGCAGGCGGGUCGCGUUACUCUACUCGUACAAUUUUUUUAAUGGUUACCUCAUCAGAACAGCUAUGUAGACUGUAGUCCUUAGAAAUGCGAUACAGAAGGCCAUAAUGGCUGCUGCGUCGUGUCGUUCUCUUGUUUACAACUUUCCCACCGGAAGCCAAGGUGGGUUUCCGAAGCCCAUUUAGUGGGCUUCCCAUAAACUGUAGGGCCUUCCCCUUUAAGUUAUCGGGUUUCUGGAGGCCCAAUUAAUUAUAAUGCAUUCACAAACCUCUAUGAAGAGAACCUCAGUUUAGUCGGUGUAUAUUGGUAGCUGGUAGGCCAUUUAACUGAUAUGCAGCGCAGAACUUGAAUUCAAGCAUCAAGC